This is a messenger RNA of Aureobasidium uvarum, 1704 nucleotides long. Lineage: Eukaryota; Fungi; Ascomycota; Dothideomycetes; Dothideales; Saccotheciaceae. The record is from the annotation of a GenBank genome assembly.
AUGGAGCAAGCAAAACAAAUCGAUGACACGAUUCCGCUGCCGGGAUCGAAACGGACGAUUUUCGAAUUCGGACCAUUUGAUCAUUCCGAGAUUCCACUGGAGAAAGAAGAGAUACCUGUUGUUAUCAUUGGAAGCAGUAUGGUGGCANUUCACUCAAUAUCUUUUGAUCGUCAUCCCUCUACGGCAAUUCAUCCUCGGGCAGCUUUGUUUCUGCUCCGUACGGUCGAAGUGCUACGUCAACUUGGACUUGAAGACUUGUUCGUGGCAGAGAGCGAAAAGAACUUUGACCUAGACGCUGGAAUGCUUGUUGUGGAGAAACUUUACCAGGGCAAGAUCAUUGCGGCUCAUCAGGAAAGCGACCCUACUGAAGUCGCCAAAUUGACACCAUGCAAACGUCUCUGGCUUACACAAGAUAUGUUUGAGCCACUCCUUCGUCGAAAUGCUGCCAAAUAUGAUGCGGAGCAAAGAUUUGGCCAGGUGGUGAUGCACUACGAGGAACGUGCAGAUGGAGUCAUCGUUGUCGUCCGAGACGUGGAGACUGGCGCGUUGAAGAAAUACAAGACCGAAUAUCUCAUCGCUGCUGACGGAAAUAGGAGCGCCACAAGACAGCGUGAAGGUAUUGAAUGGCAUGGCCCAGGCCAUCUUGCCAACAGCAUCUCCAUCAACUUCAAAGCAAACCUGGUUCCUUACCUGGGCACCAGAGCAGUCCAUGGCGUGACAUACAUCAUGAACGCCCAAUUUACGGGAGGAUUCCGACUCGAUGCCGGCGGCAAAGGUGGUUUCUUGAUAGUCUCCAAAGCCAAAGAUAGGGAAACCGGAUUCAAGCCCGACUCGGUGUCCGCUAAGGAAGCACGCCAAUUCUUUGAAGCUUGUUCCGGAAUCGACGCUGAUGAGUGCGGAUUCGAGGUCGACUUCAUUUCUUAUUGGACAGUCGCUGCUUACAACGCAGAAAAGUACACCAGUGAGGCUGGGAGAGUUUUUCUCAUGGGUGAUGCAGCACACACAAUGCCACCUGCUGGUGGUAUGGGCGGCAAUACGGGCGUUGCAGUGAGUCAUGGAACAAAACAUGCAGGUGCCAAGCUGACGAUGUCUAGGNAUGCCUACAACCUAGCAUGGAAAAUGGCGUACGUCUUGACUGGUAAAGCGUCUAAAGGCUUGCUCGAUACCUACGACUCAGAGCGCCAGCCGGCCGGCGACUUCAGCAUGCACCAGGCAUUCUCUCGACUUGUCAAUAGAGUGUUCCGCGACAGGAAACCGGAAUGUGUGAAGGAGCUGCCCGAUCUUGUUUGCGAGUUGGGAUACCGAUAUGGCCAGGAAGAGAAGGGCGUGGAGAACAGUUACGAGGAUCCACACGAGCCCUCGGUGGUUGCAGGUUGCAGGCUCCCUCAUAUAUGGCUGACCGGCGAAAAUGGCAAAAGACUGUCGAGCCUGGAUCUUGUCAAGAGAAACUUUGUGUUGUUUACGGUAGAGGCCGGGUCAGCAUGGAUCGAGGCUGCUGGACAGCAAGCAGUACCGGUGGAUGCGUAUGCCGUCAACGCAUCGUCGGGCCCUUAUCGCGAGAGCGAGAAGUCAGCCAAAGAGGCCUGGAAGCUGCAAGAAGAUGAGGCUUUGCUGGUCCGACCCGAUGGUAUCAUUGCGUGGAGAGCAGUUGGGGUAGCGAGUGGACAUGUUGGCGAACUUGGUCGAGCGUUGAACCUUUGCUGA